AUGGACUCCGAAGUCAACUACUCGCUGCCUUCACCGACCGAUACUCCAUACCGUACUCCGUCCAGUUCACAAUCUCUCCGAUCCCGUCGAUACGAAGACAUGUCACCUUCAUCUACUCCUCCACCAAUGCCUGACGAUCGAGCCACCAAAAGACGAAGUAACGACUCCAGCCAGUCAAACCCGGCUCUAGAUGAAAACAUCUCUCCGCUCGACCCAAGGAGAUUUACACCCACCCUUCAUGCCUCCCUGGUCUCCGAGAUCUUGUCCCUGCGACGGGAUCUGGAAAAUCGAACCAAUGACAUUGAAAAGCUGGAAAUCAGCCUGCACGCCGCUCAGACGCAAAAUGAAGUCCUCAACAACAACCUUCUGCAGGCCAAUAAGGAAACGAGGUCGGUGAAGCGUCAGAUGCAGCUCCUCGAGGGAGGAACGCUUUCUGCUCUCAAUGAAUUGGCCAAAGAACGCGACGAGGCGCUGAACGAUCUCUCUGACUUGCGCAAGCGCCUGGAACAAAGUCAAAAGAGAGCCAAGAGUCAAGAAGAAUCCGCGGAAAGAACCCAAGUUCUGUGGGACAAAGAUAGAGAGGCAUGGCUGGCAGAGAGACGUGGUCUCGAGACCAAAGUCCACAUUGCUGAGGGCCGCCUCAAAGUCGUCCUCAGUGAAAUUGCCAAUGCCCAACAUCAUGCACCGCCGGUCUCUCCGACCGAGCGAAACUGCCAUAGUCGAAAUAGCUUGAUGGAAAGCCCGAGCAAAGGCUCCAUUCUCACUCGAAGAGGUCGGAGACAUAGCGCUACCUCCGUCAACAGUGAGACGCACGGUGGUCGAGUCUCGGUCCUGAGCUUCCACAAUGGGGCCUCCGUCAACUUGGCGGAUGAGCUUGCGUUUGAUGAACUCGAAGAGGAUAUGGCCAACGCUCACGACAAUGAAGAGGGGGGACGAAUAUCACCGGAUGCCCUGCCAGAGGAGCAAAUCCGACCGACUUCAAGUCUGUCCAUUAAGGCGCGGAAAGUCCUGGGCUUGCCCUUGGACUUUGAAGAUAUCGAACGCAAUGACAGCCCGGAACAUGACCGGGCCAGUGUUAUUCCCUCAGAUGGGGUUCUGCGCCGACCGAGCAUCAAAUACGUAGACACUGCCGUCCAAUUCUCCCCCCCACCUUCGCCAUGGCCGGUGAUGGAAUCUCAAUCAAAAUCAAGCCCGUUCCGUCCGGCAGACAUUCAAGUUGCCAAUGUCAGGCAAAUUAAUGUUACUCCAAGUCCAGUCAGUCCAAUUGAUAGCAUUGACAUCCCCUGGGAAAAGAAGCGACCCAUCAUGGUCUCUUCUGCCUGUCAGACCAUUGAGGCUCUUCCCAGUCCUCCUCUCACGCCGGACAAGCGAGAUGCUGUACUGGCCACCAUUCCUGAAAGUGCUUUGGAAAGAAUUGAAACCGCCACCACGGGCACUCAGACCGAAACUCCACCGAUUUUCUUUGACAGUUACAGCCACAAACACACAGAGAGUGAAGAGACGGUGGACCUCAAAGUUCCCCUGAUCGCCAUUAUCCCUCCCGGAUCAAGACCUGCCACACCGGAGACUAGCGUCGUGUUACCACCCAGAACCAAAAAUGCCGGUACCCAAGUCACCACCCAGUCUCUCGGCGGAUAUCAGUCGAGUUCGAUGCAGACAGAAGAGAUUCGAGUUGACACAAGAGCCAUCGUCCCACCCUCCGAGAUGCCACCACCGCCGCCGCCGCCGCCGCCGCCGCCAUUGUCGAGCCAUUUCCGACCCCCAAUUUCAUCACGGGCAGUGCCACCACCAAUCCCCAGAACGAGGGUCUCUCCUGCGACCUCCAUGUUCGCUUCCAGACGUUCAAUGGCUGGUCCAUCGAAACAACCUCCUGUGAAUGACAAUGGACCUCUCACAAGAGAUUUUGCUUCGAAUAUGCCACGUCCCGUGCGGUCAAGUAGUCUUUUCGCCGGAUUUGAUGAUGACAGCGAGAAUCGUGAUGAUCUUUUGGGGGAUGAUACUUUCCAAGAGGACGACAUCUUCAGUCGACCAACCGCCAAAUUCGUCCUGAAGUCCGGCAAAAUGGUCUCUCAAGAUCCCGUUUUGGAAGAUAUUGGUGAAAGUGUAGCAGCCAGUGCCGGUGAAGCAGCUGCUUUGGAAAAUCUCCGACUCUCUGAGGACAGUCUGCCACCAGAGAUGAAGGCCAUUCUCCUCCAAACUCGAGUCAGCCCUCGCAAGGGUUCUCAACGACAAAAUAUGGGCAUGAAAUUGAAGCGAGUCCCCUCAACCCGAUCAAACAAUAUGAGAAGAGCCGCAUUGAUCUCGAGUGGAACCGCCGCUCAUCAAUCGUCUCAUUCUCAAUCUACGACAGCUUCGUUCGACAGCAAUAAUCCUCCACCCUUCCCGGUACCAUUGAGGUAUAGCUCGGCGAGAAUUGGUAAAUCCCUCAGCGAAGGAGGUCGAAGUUCGCCCGGAAGCAGCAAUGCCUCCCCGACCAAACGACCAAAGCACAAAUCUGUCAAGCCGACGUUGAGAAAGGCAAGAUCGGGACCGGCCAUUUCACCCCAUUCCCAAGCACGACGAGCCCGAAGCCGAUCUCCUCCGCUCGACCCCAGAGUCUCAAUCGUUCCGGAAAUGCCGAGUUUCCAGAUGCCCACCGCAACCACACCGGCACCAUUCCUGGCCGAACCGUACAACAACCCACGUGAAGCAAGUGCUCCACGCCCGUCAAUUGCUACCGGACCUAGUCGAAGGGGAACACACACCAAAUCCAAUUCCGAUGCUGUGUCCAUGCAUCAGACAUCCGUUGUGGACUCCAUUGCGCAGACCAUGGUGGGCGAAUGGAUGUACAAAUAUGUCAGAAGGCGAAAGUCCUUUGGUGUGACCGAAAAGGCUGAUUGGGAUGCGAAUAAAAGUGUGGAAGAAAUUUCUCAAAGUGUCACAAACAAUGGCGUUCGACACAAGCGAUGGGUGUGGCUUGCCCCCUAUGAACGUGCGGUCAUGUGGAGCAGCAAACAACCAACAUCUGGGACUGCGCUGAUGGGAAAGAGUGGUCGAAAAUUGACGAUCAAAUCUGUCCUCGACGUCAAAGAUGACAACCCGAUGCCAAAGGGAGCCAUAUCGGGUGCGCAUUUCAACCGAUCCAUUCUUAUCUUGACCCCUCAACGAGCUCUCAAAUUUACGGCGACGUCUCAAGAACGUCACUACGUUUGGCUGACAGCCUUGUCGUUCUUGUCACAUUCUCCCCUCAGUGUGAAUGAAUUGACUGCCAUUCCUCCCCCCCCGCCUCCCCCUCCCGAACCCGAGAUAGUACCACCACCGCUACCAACACUCGCAGGAUCGCUUCGUCGUCGACCGAUCCGUGAUUCGAUCCGAGUUGCCAAGAAUGCCGUCAGAACUGGUACGGGUCAGAGAUCUUUCACGACCGAUGGAUCUCUGCCGGUGCAAGACUCGAGGCCACCAACUCGCGAUUAUUAUGAUCCGACAACAGAUCCUGCCCUACCGCCCACUGUUCCGCGACAUUCACGGAAAAGGAGCAAUACAGCGCCCCGAGCACCACCAAGUUCGUUCAGAAGUUUUUCGACCAGGGAUGUGACGCCUAGCCUACCGGAACCGGGCUCUACUUAUUCACAAAGUGUCCAUUCCACGGCUGUCUAUUCCUCUGAUCGAGGAUUGUAUACCCCAAGUUUGGGUAUGCAAAGCAUUGUGAGCAGUCGACGAGGUAGCGAAGCAAGUGCUUCUGGCCGACCUCCUAUUCCAGCAGUACUUCUGGACAACAGCCAGAUGGCCACGAUGAGAAUGGAUGCUUUCAUUGAAGGCAAAGCAUCAACAUCAUCCAGCAGACCUUCUUUUAAUAUGAUGCGAUCCGGGCAGUCAAAGAAGAAGGAUUUGGGAUAUUGGGGAUUUGAUCAAGGAAGAGAUAGUAUCAGCCCGGUGGACUCGUUGCUUCACAGUGAAAUGAUGGCAGCAAGUUCCUCCACAAGGGGGAGUGUCGAGUCAAGGGAUCCAUGGAGAGGAUUCUGA
Messenger RNA from Rhinocladiella mackenziei CBS 650.93, 4002 nucleotides. RefSeq lists its product as uncharacterized. NCBI's taxonomy places the organism in Eukaryota, Fungi, Ascomycota, Eurotiomycetes, Chaetothyriales, Herpotrichiellaceae. The transcript is spliced from 2 exons. Gene Ontology annotation, molecular function: phospholipid binding; tubulin binding. Gene Ontology annotation, biological process: dynein-driven meiotic oscillatory nuclear movement; maintenance of protein location in cell cortex; microtubule cytoskeleton organization. Gene Ontology annotation, cellular component: mitochondrion; cell cortex. Bases 1 to 4002 code for a protein of 1333 amino acids. The record is from RefSeq and is a predicted model, not a curated record.